This is a messenger RNA of Leguminivora glycinivorella, 2641 nucleotides long. It is a transcript of the gene Acadvl, whose product is annotated as very long-chain specific acyl-CoA dehydrogenase, mitochondrial. Bases 248 to 2143 code for a protein of 631 amino acids. Gene Ontology annotation, molecular function: very-long-chain fatty acyl-CoA dehydrogenase activity; fatty-acyl-CoA binding; flavin adenine dinucleotide binding. Lineage: Eukaryota; Metazoa; Arthropoda; Insecta; Lepidoptera; Tortricidae. The transcript has 12 exons. The record is from RefSeq and is a predicted model, not a curated record.
UCUCUAGUCUGUGCUUCACGUAGGCGAGUUGUGGGUGGAGAGCAAAGUUCUUUUUUUAGACUUUUUAUUUGUUAUGAUUUAUCGUUUAGUUUAGUAAGUCGAAAUCCCAUUGUAUCCAGAAUAAUCAAUUAAUUAUAGUUAAGUGAACGAUGAACAUCUGUUUUUGAAUCUUUGAAUAUAACCAUAAGGAGUGGUUAAGCACGCAAACGCAAUCUUCGAAAUCAGUAUUCGUGUUCAGUGACUGAAGAUGAAGGGUGCUAAGUUGCUGACUUCUGCUGGCCGUUGUGUUACGGCUUCACCAGCAUAUGCUCGUCCUACCCCACGUUACAACAAUGAUGGUGGCCGUCGCACAGAAGCAACAAAGGCAGUACAGAAAGAGCGCCCCGGUCCGCGCUCAAGUGACUCAUUCACACUGAACCUGUUCCGAGGAGCCCUAGAGACCUCAACAGUGUUCCCAUACCCUGAGCCGCUGGCUGAGGAACAGAGGCAGGUGUUAGCUGAGCUAGUACCUCCCGUUGAGAAGUUCUUUCAAGAGGUUAACGACCCCGCCAAGAACGACCAUGACGCGAAGAUCGAGCCGAACACGCUCGCUGGUCUUUGGGACCUAGGAGCCUUCGGUCUGCAGGUGCCCUGUGAGCUGGGCGGUCUCGGUCUGAGCAACACACAGUACGCGCGACUCGUUGAGAUCGUCGGCGCUCACGACCUGGGUGUCGGCAUCACGCUUGGAGCCCACCAGUCUAUCGGCUUCAAGGGUAUCCUGUUGUUCGGUACCCCAGAACAGAAGCAGAAGUACCUUCCCCGAGUAACUGGUGGGGAGUAUGCUGCGUUCUGUCUCACUGAGCCCUCUUCAGGGUCUGAUGCUGGAUCUAUCAAGACACGAGCAGUUCAGCAACCCGACGGGACAUGGAAGCUGAACGGUUCCAAGAUCUGGAUCAGCAACGGUGGAGUGGCUGAGGUCAUGACUGUCUUCGCGCAGACACCAGUCCAGAAGGACGGAAAGACCGUCGACAAGGUGACAGCGUUCAUCGUGGAGCGCUCCUUCGGCGGAGUAUCCUCCGGGCCCCCAGAGAACAAGAUGGGCAUCAAAUGCUCGAACACCACCGAAGUUUACUACGAGGACGUUCCCGUUCCCAAUGAUAACGUAUUGGGAGGCGUCGGCAACGGAUUCAAGGUGGCCAUGAACAUCCUGAACAACGGCCGCUUCGGUAUGGGUGCAGCUUUAGCUGGUACUCAGCGCGCCGCCAUCAAACAGGCUGCUGAACACGCUGCCACUCGCGUCCAGUUUGGCAAAAAGCUUAUCGAAUUCGGCACCAUCCAGGAAAAACUGGCGCGUAUGGCGAUGCUGCAAUACGUGACAGAGUCGCUUGCGUACAUGGUGUCUGGUAACAUGGACACGGGCGCUAAGGACUACCAUCUUGAGGCUGCUAUCAGCAAGGUGUUCGCCUCAGACUCAGCAUGGACAGUAGUAGACGAGGCUAUCCAAAUCCUCGGCGGUAUGGGCUUCAUGAAGGGCACAGGAUUAGAGCGAGUUCUCCGUGACUUGAGGAUCUUCAGGAUCUUUGAGGGCACCAACGACAUCUUACGGCUCUUCGUGGCAUUAACAGGAAUCCAAUUCGCCGGCUCUCACCUCCAAGAACUGCAGCGCGCGUUCAAAAACCCCACCGCCCAUCUCGGGCUGAUCUUCAGCGAGGCCGGCAAACGGGCCGGUCGCGUUGUUGGAAUCACUUCCACUGCUGAUAUCAGUCCUUUGGUCGCUGACCCGCUGCGCCCGGCUGCUAAGGAGCUCGCUAAAUGUGUGGAUGCCUAUGGACAGACCAUUGAGUCUACGCUUGUGAAGUAUGGAAGGAAGGUCGUUGAUGAACAGUUCGUCCUCAACCGCCUAGCGUCAGCCGCCAUCGACGUAUACACAACAGCUGUAGUCCUGUCCCGCGCCAGUCGUGCCACCAAGCUCGGCCUGCCGUCCGCCGGUCACGAGGUCAAAUUGGCAGAGGCCUGGGCCCAUGACGCUCUAGGCCGCGUUCCCGGACUGUUGGUCGCCGCUCGCGACGCGACAUCUCUCCAGCAGUACGCCCGUUUGGGCGCGCUCGGUCGCGCCGUCGCCGAGAACCCCGGACAGCCUAGCAUCAACCCACUCAACCUGUAGAUUAACUUGAGGGACGUCCGUAGAAAAACAUUUGUCAGUCUAGUGUGAAAAUAAGUUGAAAGGGUAAACCCUUUGAUCGCAAAAUACGAAAAGUGCAGCUAUAAAUUUCAAUCGUCGUUGGAAAUAGUACAUUACGUUACGAUACAAGUGUGAAAAAUAGAAAGUUCAAGACUAGUGGCGAUAAGUUUUUAAAGACACGAGUUGCGAAUUAUCGUUUUGCACAUGUAUCUUACAAUGUUUUACUGUACAUAUAGUCAUAAUUGUUGACUUAGUUACUUACGUUAUGUGCUAAUAUAAGCAUAUAAGUGCAUUAAUUAUAGCGCAAUAUGUUCUAUAAAGGUUAAUAAUGAGACAGAAUUGGCAUGGCGAUUAAAGGAUUAAUGGAAUAGCGAUAUAGAGUAUUUGGGUCGGCCUAUGUCUUUGCUUUGCCAAGACUGAGUCGAAGAAGUUAUAAUUAUCGAUAUAACCUUGCCAAAGAAACAUAUUCUACAACAUGAC